Molecule: messenger RNA, 959 nt
Organism: Rosa rugosa (rugosa rose)
Lineage: Eukaryota; Viridiplantae; Streptophyta; Magnoliopsida; Rosales; Rosaceae
Product: thaumatin-like protein 1b
Exons: 2
Coding region: 62-799 (245 amino acids)
Biological process (GO): defense response
Cellular component (GO): extracellular region
Source: RefSeq, a predicted model, not a curated record
CCUAACUUCAUCAAAUUGAAAAGCUAUAACUUGGCAGCAAAGCAAUUAAGAGCAUUUCAAUAUGAAGAUGAACACCCAAGUACUCCUCAGCCUCACCUUGGUCAUAUUCUUCGCAGGUGCACAUGCGGCUACGAUCACCUUCACCAACAACUGCCCCUACACCGUAUGGCCAGGAACCCUCACCUCCAACCAACAACCCCAACUAUCCACCACCGGCUUCGAGCUAGCACAGGGAGCCAAAAAAGACGUCACCACUCCAGUUCCAUGGAAUGGCCGCUUCUGGGCCCGAACCAGAUGCUCCACCGCUGCCGACGGAAAGUUCUCCUGCGCCACAGCUGACUGCGGCUCCGGCCAGGUCACAUGCAACGGCAACGGCGCAGUCCCACCUGCAACUCUAGUCGAAAUCAACAUCGCAGCUGACGGCGGUCAGGACUUCUACGACGUCAGCCUGGUCGACGGCUUCAACUUGCCCAUGUCCGUGGCCCCGCAGGGUGGAACCGGCGACUGCAAGCCCUCUUCAUGCCCGGCCGACGUGAAUGCCGUCUGUCCUGCGGAGCUGCAAGUGAAGGCCGACGACGGGACCGUGAUUGCCUGCAAGAGCGCGUGUUUGGCGUUCAACGAGCCAAAGUACUGUUGCACACCUCCCAAUAACACUCCCGAAACAUGUCCUCCCACAAACUACUCUCAGAUCUUUAAGGAACAGUGCCCUCUGGCUUAUAGCUACGCUUACGAUGACAAGAGCAGCACGUUUACAUGCUUCGGUGGACCUAACUACGCCAUUACAUUCUGUCCGGCAUGAGCAAUAUAGAGAUGAAGUCAUAGACGAAGGAAGCUAAUAAUGAAAUCCCUUUUCAUUACAAUAGUGGGGAUAAGAAUAAGUUUUAUGAAUCUUGACACCUUGAUAUUGUCAAGAAAUUUGUACUCAUAAUUUCGAUGGAAUAAAGGAUAUCCUUCAUGAA